Messenger RNA from Pistacia vera, 1722 nucleotides. Its product is annotated as laccase-6-like. Gene Ontology annotation, molecular function: copper ion binding; hydroquinone:oxygen oxidoreductase activity. The transcript is spliced from 7 exons. Gene Ontology annotation, biological process: lignin catabolic process. NCBI's taxonomy places the organism in Eukaryota, Viridiplantae, Streptophyta, Magnoliopsida, Sapindales, Anacardiaceae. Gene Ontology annotation, cellular component: apoplast. The record is from RefSeq and is a predicted model, not a curated record.
AUGAGUAGAAAGUGCAAGUUCUUCGUGUUCUUUCUCUUAUUCAUCAUUAAUGGAGCUCUUCUUGAUGCUUGGCCCAAUGCCAGUAAUAAAAGAUAUUAUGAUUUUAAGGUUCAAACAACUUCUAUAACAAAACUGUGCAAAACAUCAACUAUUGUCACAGUGAAUGGAAUGUACCCAGGUCCAACCAUCUAUGCUCGGGAAGAUAACAGGGUGAUUGUAAAAGUCACAAAUCUUACACCCUACAAUCUGUCAAUCCAUUGGCAUGGAGUUCGACAAAGACUAACUUGUUGGUUCGAUGGUCCUGCCUACAUAACUCAGUGUCCAAUUCAAGCAGGUCAAAGUUUCACGUACAAGUUCACGUUGCUCAACCAACGUGGAACACUAUUUUGGCAUGCCCACAUAUCCUGGCUCAGAGCAACCGUUCAUGGCCCCCUUAUCAUCUACCCAAAGCAAGGGGGCAGCUAUCCUUUUCAAACCCCCUUCCAGGAGCACGUAAUUGUUCUUGGAGAGUACUGGCUUCAGGACAUCCAAGAAUUGGAGAAGCAUGUGAAAGAUUCAGGGGGAGGUCCACCAGGUUCAGAUGCAUACAUUUUUAAUGGUCAUCCUGGUCCACUUCAUAACUGUUCUAAAAGUGAUGUGUACAGUGUCGAUGUUACUAAAAGGAAGACAUAUCUUUUAAGAAUAAUCAAUACGGCUCUGAACAUGGAACACUUUUUUGGUGUGGCUAACCAUAGCAUGACUGUUGUUGAAGCAGAUGGAGAGUACACAAAGCCCUUCAAUACCUCGUUUCUAAUGCUAACUCCAGGCCAAACUUAAAAUGUUUUAAUUACUGCAGAUCAGCCCAAUGGAAAAUACUACAUGGCUAUGGCCCCUUAUAUGCCAGCCAAAAGGGUCCCAUUCUUGAAUAAAACGUCCUUUGCAAUUCUCAAUUAUAUUGAAUCUUCGAAGUCAUUGGUACCUUACAAGCCCAUCUUGCCUUGUGUGAGUGACUCUGACUCUGUCCAAGCAUUCACAGGCCAGAUUAGAAGUUUACACCCAAAUGAACAUUGGUCACCAAUUGAUGUUCCUUUGAAAAUUGACAAAAGCUUGUUCUUUGCAAUUGGGCUGAAUGUGUUUAGUUGCAGCUCCUCGGAUCCUGACAAAUGUCAAGGGCCCAAUGGGGGAGUUUUUGCGGCUUCAGUUAAUAACAUAACAUUUAAAAGACCAAUGGUUUCUCUGUUGAAUGCAUACUACAAUAAUUUAGAAGGGUAUUACACUGCUGAUUUCCCUGAUAAACCUGAAAAAAUGUAUGAUUUUGUGAAUGAGGCUCCAAAUAAUAUUGGUGUGGAUACACAGCCUGUUAUUGGUACUCAAGUGAGUGUGCUGGAGUAUGGAUGGACUGUCCAAGUCAUAUUUCAAGACACUGGCACUAUAGGAACAGAAAACCAUCCAAUACAUUUACAUGGCUUUAGCUUCUAUCUUUUGGUCUCAGGGAUUGGGAAUUUUAAUUCCACCACUGCGGCUCUUAAUUUGUAUGAUCCUCCUUACAGAAACACAGUUGGUGUGCCAGCGGCUGGAUGGGCCGUCAUCCGGUUCAGAGCUGACAAUCCUGGAGUAUGGUUCAUGCACUGCCAUCUAGAGGUGCAUACAACUUGGGGACUUUCUAUGGCUUUUCUAGUGAAAGAUGGCAAAGGUAAAAUGCAAACUUUGCCACCGCCACCUCCUGAUCAUCCAUUUUGUUAG